GUAAAAAUAAUAACCAAUUUUAUAUUGCGUGAAUGGAUCAAGUUUACCACCAAUUUCAUUAGACCUGCACGGAAAUUCUCCAGGUCAGAAAUGCAUGAAAUUGCUCUCGUCAAGCGUGGACAGCAACAGAAUCUCUUUGCACUCAAACUAGCUUUUUUUCCCCCUUUUUUUUUUGAAAGACAACACGCUCAAAGGUGAAUUGUGUUUGUGGUCAUGUGGACAUUGUUGAUUCCACGGAGGGGCUUUUUAGCAGUUCCAGAUAAAGCUCUAUUAUCAUCUGGCACUGACACAGCACAUCCAGCACACAAACCUGCAGUUUACCUGCGCGUUCUGUGUCACGCAACACACGGAUCCCACCCUUGCCGGAGGUUGCUCACGCAUGUGCUCAAAGUGGAGCGGAAAUAAUCGUCCACGUAAUGAAGACUGGGGGUCUGCUGUGCGCGGUGGGUCUGUGUGCGUUAAACGCAGCGUUUUCGAUGAAGAUCUGCGCUUUUAAUGUUCAGAGCUUUGGAGAAUCUAAGGCGAACAACAAGAAAGUGAUGGGGAUUCUACUGAAGAUUCUUUCCCGAUGCGACCUGUGUCUCAUUCAGGAGGUCCGCGACUCUAAAGGACGAGCAAUACAAACCUUGUUGAAAGAUCUUAACAGGUUUGACAAAUCCAACUCGUAUUCCUACGUAGAAAGUGAGAGACUGGGAAGGAAACGCUACAAGGAACAGUACGUCUACAUUUACAGAAACAACAUGCUGAAGGUGAAGGAGCAGUAUCAGUAUUCUAAGCUCAAGGCGCAGGGCGCCAAUGACACAGAUGUCUUCUCCAGAGAGCCUUUCAUUGUUCGCUUUCACUCCCCGACCACUCUCAUGAAGGAUCUGGUCCUCAUUGGCCAGCACACCAGUCCCAAACGUGCCAUGAAGGAGAUGGAUGAGCUGUAUAUUGUGUUCACAGAAAUCAACCGGAAGUGGAGGACAGAGAAUGUGAUGAUCUUGGGCGACCUGAACGCCGCCUGCGGCUACGUCACCAUCAAGGGAUGGCGAGCUGUUCGCCUGAGAAGCGACCCCAAAUUUCGGUGGCUGAUCAGAGAUGAGCAGGACACGACCGUACGGGAGAAGACGCAUUGUGCAUAUGACAGAAUCAUCGUCCAUGGGCGUGAAAUUUUUUCCACCAUAGUGCCUGGCUCUGCUCAGCCAUUCAACUUCAAAGAGAUUUUCCAUCUGACAGAGGAGGAGGCCCUUGCGGUGAGUGACCAUUUCCCCGUCGAGGUCGACCUGAAACCGAACCACCAUUACCUCCUGCGCAGUGAGCUCUAGACCGAGAGCUACUUGGGAUGAGCUUCACUUUUUUAUUUUUGCCUAUUUUUAAUCAAAAACACUAUUCAGAGUGUGCCAUUACAACGAUUACAAUAAAUGUACAUUCUUGCUUAAUGA
Molecule: messenger RNA, 1421 nt
Organism: Hippocampus zosterae (dwarf seahorse)
Lineage: Eukaryota; Metazoa; Chordata; Actinopteri; Syngnathiformes; Syngnathidae
Gene: dnase1l1l
Product: deoxyribonuclease I-like 1-like
Exons: 9
Coding region: 417-1304 (295 amino acids)
Biological process (GO): DNA catabolic process
Cellular component (GO): nucleus
Molecular function (GO): DNA nuclease activity
Source: RefSeq, a predicted model, not a curated record